This is a messenger RNA of Hydractinia symbiolongicarpus, 810 nucleotides long. RefSeq lists its product as uncharacterized. The record is from RefSeq and is a predicted model, not a curated record. The coding region runs from base 1 to 810 and encodes 269 amino acids. Lineage: Eukaryota; Metazoa; Cnidaria; Hydrozoa; Anthoathecata; Hydractiniidae. The transcript is spliced from 3 exons.
AUGUCUGAAUGUAUAUAUAUAUGGGAUGCUAUAUCAAGAAUAGAUACUCUAUCGUUGAAACAUGGUCUUGUUCUUGAUAAGGUUCAUAGGGUGAUAGAAUUUGAACAAAGCGCAUGGUUGAAACCGUAUAUCGAUUUUAACACCGAUUUGCGUACAAAAUCAAAGAACGACUUCGAGAAAGAUUUUUUCAAGCUGAUGAAUAAUUCGGUCUUUGGUAAAACUAUGGAAAACCAACGUAUACACAAAGACAUACGCUUGGCUACCAAGAAACAACAAUAUGAGAAACUAGUGAUGAAGCCCAACUUCAAAGGCAGCAUCUGUUUCUCAGAAACACUGAUGGGUGUUGAAAUGCAGAAAAUCAAAGUCGUGUUGAACAAGCCAAUCUAUCUAGGACCUGCAAUUCUCGACUUGUCUAAGAUAGUUAUGUAUGAGUUCCACUACGACUAUAUGAGACUAAAAUAUGCUGACAAUCUAAAGCUUUGCCACAUGGACACAGAUUCAUUCGUUUAUCAUAUCAAAACCGACCACUUCUACAAAGAUAUCGCUGACGAUGUAGCUUUGAGAUUUGACAAUUCAGGAUAUGACAAGAAAGAUAACAGACCUUUACCCAUAGGUUUGAAUAAAAAGGUCAUCGGUCUAAUGAAAGAUGAGUUAGGGGGUAAGAUAAUGAGGGAGUUUGUCGAUCUUAGAGCAAAGACUUAUACGCAUAAACAGUUAGACGGAACAGAGGACAAAAAGUAUGAUGACAAAAGAAUUAUCCAUAAUGAUGGAAUAAGCACCUAUGCGCGAGGACACUAUAAGGCUACAUAA